Molecule: messenger RNA, 1731 nt
Organism: Gastrolobium bilobum
Lineage: Eukaryota; Viridiplantae; Streptophyta; Magnoliopsida; Fabales; Fabaceae
Product: NPL4-like protein 1
Exons: 2
Coding region: 272-1510 (412 amino acids)
Biological process (GO): ubiquitin-dependent protein catabolic process
Cellular component (GO): nucleus
Molecular function (GO): ubiquitin binding; ubiquitin protein ligase binding
Source: RefSeq, a predicted model, not a curated record
UUCUCGAUUUCUAGUACACUCUCUCACAAGUCACAACAAGUAUCCUCCUAGCUUUCCCUUUGGGUGUUGAGGGUGAAGUUCUUUUCGUUCCCUGCAGCUCUUGUAGUUGAGCAAGCUAUUCCAGUUCCACAACCAAAACAACAACCUUUCCCUUUUUCAAUUAUCGAAUAUUGAAAAAAACAAAGAAAAGAACAGAGACACAAACACUCAUAUAUAAGACCUUCCAUCGUCGUAUCGUGUCAAUCUGAAACAAAAUCCUAGAUUGUCGACGAUGAUGCUCAGAAUUCGAAGCCGCGAUGGGCUGGAGCGAGUGAAGGUAGAAAAGCCACAGGGCGCAACUGUAUCUGAACUAAAAAGCUUAAUCGAAACCCAAUUGGGAAUCCCCACUCAUAACCAAACCCUCUCCACAAACCAAAACCUUCUACUUGCUAAAUCCCUUGAAGAUCUCCUUCGAUUCACCGAUAUGUCUAACCCUGAUACUCCUCUCUCCGCACUCAACCUCUCUCAUGGCUCCAUCGUGUUCUUAGCCUACGAAGGCGAGCGCAGGGUGGCCGGACCCGCCUUCAACCCCGCCGGAUCCUUCGGCCGCAAGAUGACGAUGGAUGAUCUCAUCGCCAAGCAGAUGCGUGUCACUCGCCAAGAGAAUCCGCAUUGCGAGCUUGUCUCCUUCGACCGCGACUGCGCCAACGCGUUUCAGAAUUACGUCAAUGAAACGCUGGCGUUUGCGGUGAAGCGUGGUGGGUUCAUGUACGGCACCGUUUCGGAGGUGGGGAAGGUUGAGGUGGACUUCAUAUACGAGCCGCCCCAGCAGGGUUCGGAGGAAAAUUUGGUGUUUUUCAGAGACCCGGAGGAAGAAAAAUUGGUGGAAGCUAUUGCGAUGGGUUUGGGUAUGAGGAAAGUUGGGUUCAUAUUCACACAGACCAUAAGCCAGGAUAAAAAGGACUAUACUUUGUCCAAUAGGGAGGUUCUUCAGGCUGCGGAGUAUCACGCUGAGAGUGGGUUGAAGGAGUGGGUUACUGCUGUUGUGAAGCUUGAGGUGAAUGAGGAUAUGGGUGCUGAUGUCCAUUUUGAAGCGUUUCAAAUGAGUGAUGUAUGUGUUAGGCUGUUCAAGGAAGGCUGGUUUGAGACCGAUAUUGGGGAGGAGGAUGAUCCCAAAUUGUCUAAAAUGAAGAAAGAUGUGGUUGUUGGAGUUAAGGAUACAAGAGAGGUUGAUAAUGAUUUCUUCUUGGUCGUAGUCAAAAUCUUUGAUCAUCAGGGUCCUCUCUCGUCAACAUUUCCCGUUGAGAACCGGAAUACUCAGUUGACUGUGAAGGCACUUAAGAAUCAUCUUGAGCGGACAAAAAAUCAUCCAUUUGUGAAGCGAAUUUCUGAUUUUCAUCUUCUCCUCGUAUUAGCAAGGGUUUUAGACCUGAGUGCUGAUGUUCCUGCAUUGACGGAAUGUGUGCAGACACAGACUUCUGUACCAGAAGGUUACCAGAUCCUUAUUGAAUCCAUGGCCAGCGCUGCUUGAUGCUGUAUGCAGGUUUUCUGGGCUCAUUUAGGAUGGUGACUAAUGAAUUAUGCGAUCUAUGUUCAGGUCCUUUACUGAAUGGAUGUAUGUUAGUAACUCAUACAUUGCUUUUUAUAGCAUUGUGCAGAAAUCCUGGAUCUGUCUUUUUAUUUAAAAUGAGCUUAUCUUGUGAUUCACGUGUCUUAAUGUUAAAAUUAAUUGGAGAUAGUCCUUACGAGUAU